Molecule: messenger RNA, 1631 nt
Organism: Myxocyprinus asiaticus (Chinese sucker)
Lineage: Eukaryota; Metazoa; Chordata; Actinopteri; Cypriniformes; Catostomidae
Gene: dhrs3b
Product: dehydrogenase/reductase (SDR family) member 3b
Exons: 6
Coding region: 377-1285 (302 amino acids)
Cellular component (GO): lipid droplet
Molecular function (GO): oxidoreductase activity, acting on the CH-OH group of donors, NAD or NADP as acceptor
Source: RefSeq, a predicted model, not a curated record
AAUGCAAUAGUGUCAAGCCUCCAGCUGUCAAUCAAGAUAAAUGGUCUCUUUAAAACCCCUAUCAGUUUCGGCGUUUCGUCAUAGUUGGAUACUGGCCGCUGUCAGGAGCGAAAGGACGUAGAAGCAGCGCACACUUGCCGCAACAAGAGCUCCUUGGAUGAGGAGUUUAUGUUCAGGCUUCCGUGGAAUAUAAAGGUGCGCAAAUGCGUUGGAUCAUGUUAGAUGCCUUUUACUGUAUUUAGUGUGCGUCAGUGUUGCACAAGAAGGCGAAUUGCCUUAUCCACUUUUAGUAAAAGUGAUCUCUCCGAGCAAGGAUUCAAUUAGUCCGGCGAACUGAGAUAAGCGGAUACUGAGACGCAGGCACGUCUUGAGUGAAAUGGAUCUGAAGGCGCUGGGCUCCGUGGUGCUCUUACCUAUUCAGAUACUGUACUAUGUUGUCAGGGCGACCGUGUGCUGGUUCUUGCCGAGCAAGCGAAGAGAUCUGACCGGAGACGUGGUGCUUAUCACGGGUGGCGGACGGGGCAUCGGCCGUCACCUGGCCAGGGAGUUCGCCAAGCGUGGGGCUAAAAAGCUAAUCCUGUGGGGUCGAACGGAAAAAUGUCUUCAGGAGGCAUGCGAGGAGAUCGCCAUCUUGGGGACGGAGUGCCAUUACUUUGUUUGUGAUGUGGCAAACAGGGAAGAAGUUUACAAGCAAGCCAAAGUUGUCAGAGAGAAGGUUGGAGAUGUUACCAUUCUAGUGAAUAAUGCUGCAGUGGUGCAUGGGAAGAGUUUGCUUGACAGUGAUGAUGACGCGCUUCUGAAGACACAACAUAUCAAUACAAUGGGACAGUUUUGGACAACAAAAGCCUUCCUGCCUCGCAUGUUGGAACUCCAAAAUGGCCAUGUUGUGUGUGUCAACUCCAUCCUGUCUCUGUCGCCCAUCCCUGGUGCAAUAGACUACUGCACCUCUAAAGCAUCCUCACUGGCCUUCAUGGAGAGCCUCACUCUGGGACUUCUGGACUGCCCUGGGGUGGCCUGUACUACUGUCCUCCCAUUCCACACCAACACUGAAAUGUUUCAGGGCAUGAGAGUCAGGUUUCCCCAACUCUUUCCUCCUCUAAAGCCGGAGGUUGUAGCCCAGAGAACAGUGGAUGCUGUCAGAACCAAUACAGCCUUUGUUUACCUACCAUGGACCAUGCAUGCGCUCGUUAUUCUCAAAAGUGUCCUACCACAAAGUGCCCUAGAAGAAAUCCAUAAGUUCUCAGGAAGCUACACCUGCAUGAAUACUUUCAAGGGACGGACAUGAGAGGCCUCGAGACUGCACAAGGAGUUCCAAGUGUUACAUAAUUUCAAACAAACUGUUUUAAAGUUGAACAACAACAAUGGAAUUCUGGUGGAAAUGAUGUAGCUCUUCGGGUUUUCCAGAGGCAAUUUGUCAAGGAAAGACAAGACAAAGGGACACACUCUGGUGCCUCAUAUUCAGGACCACUUACAGGUCACCUUUGACCUCUGUUUUGUGUUGUUGAACCAACACGGAUUGGGCAAAACAAAGCCUCAAUCAACUACUGUACUGUAUGUGUACUUUAAUGUUUUAAAAGAUAACUCUUUUAACUACUGUCACUGUAAAUUUAGAAUCUGAAUAAACAGCCGUU